Messenger RNA from Phytophthora nicotianae INRA-310, 1967 nucleotides. RefSeq lists its product as hypothetical. The transcript has a single exon. Gene Ontology annotation, molecular function: lyase activity. NCBI's taxonomy places the organism in Eukaryota, Oomycota, Peronosporomycetes, Peronosporales, Peronosporaceae. Bases 20 to 1888 code for a protein of 622 amino acids. The record is from RefSeq and is a predicted model, not a curated record.
CGUCACUUACGCCAAAAGCAUGUCCUCUAACAAGCUGUUCGUGUUCGGCCUGGGCUACUCUGCGUCCCGAGCUGCUCGUGCAUUCCACUCCCUCGGCUACUCCGUUUCAGGUACCGUUCGCUCUGUGGAGGCCGCGACGCAAUUGUCGCAAUCGGACCCGGAGUUAUUCCGUUUCGAAGGAUCGGAGACUUUGCCACCAAACGUGUUCCUCUUCGACGGGGACAAAUGGAGCGACAGCAACGCGUUGUCACUCGAAGACGCACUUAAGGGAGUCACUCACGUACUGGUUUCCGUGCCUACGGGGCGUGUUGACGGCCAGGAGGACCCGGUUUUGUCAAUUUUUGGGGAUAGUUUGAUCCGUGCCGUUAAAGACUCGGUACAAUGGGUGGGGUACCUGUCCACCAUCGGGGUGUAUGGAGAGACCAAUGGAGUUGUAGUGGAUGAAUCCGCGCCGGUCGGUUCGAUGGUAAAGCGAUCACAAAUGCGGAUCAAGGCUGAGCGAUUGUGGCUCGAUUCGAGGCUUCCUGCUCAUAUUUUCCGAAUUGCUGGAAUCUAUGGACCCGGUCGAGGAACUAUCACCAAAGUUCGUAGCGGCACAGCGUCGAGGAUCCACAUUCCUGGGAGGAAAUUUAACCGCGUUCAUGUCGACGAUAUUGUCAAUAUUUUAUUGGCAUCUGCAGCUCGUCCGAACCCCGGAGGGAUCUACAACAUGUGCGACGACGAACCAGCACCGGCCGAUGAAGUUACAGCCUAUGCAUGCGAAUUACUGGGCAUUCCGGUGCCUCCAAGUCAGUCAUGGGAAGACGCUGAGAAGAACAUGAGCGCCAUGGCCAAGAGUUUCUACGCGGAGAGCAAGAUCUGUUCCAAUCGCCGGAUCAAAGAGGAACUUGGCGUCAAGUUGAUAUACCCAACGUAUCGUGAAGGUCUUCUAGCGCAGGUGAUUGAGGAGGAACAACUGGCCAAAGGAGAGUCCACCAAGGGCUAUUCUUCUCCCGUUACGGCUACUCAACGUCUGGUGGUGCUUGUGAACAUUGGAUCCUUACGUGCAGAACCGUACCUGGACCUACGUCAGAUCAGCUUUCGACUUAGUCGUGCUCUGGGUCAACCUGUAGUUCCGUGCAGCUUCCGGUUCUCCAACCGUGUGGAACCUCAGGAACUCAAUGGACUCGAAGCCAAGACGUUGGAGAUGGUGUUGACCGAGCAUCUUGCUACACGUGGUGAUUGUGCUAGCGAGGUUAUCGUUCUACCUUUGUUCUUUGGCAAAAGCUCGACGUUGACGGAGUUCUUGCCCAAGACGAUUAACAAGGUGUGGGAAGCCUCACCAAAGUCGGGGUCCCUCGCUGUUCGUGUUGGUGGAUGUCUUGUGGAUCAAGAGAACGCUAACGACACUCGCGUCGCUCAGAUUUUAUUGGAACGUAUCCACCAAGUUGUGGACUUUGAGACUGUGAAUGAAGACGUGACUGUACUUGUGGUAGACCAUGGUACUCCGAGCCGAGACGUGCAUGAAUCGCGCGAGUUUGUAGCGAAAGAACUGCGUGGUCUGUUAAAAACCUACCAGCACGUAAAGGUUGAAACUGCGUGUAUGGAGCGUCGUGAAGGUGCUGAAUACGACUUCAACGAUCCUCUGCUGGCAUUGGCGCUGGACCGCUACAACGUGAAGAAGGGGAUCGUAGUCUGUGCCAAGAUGUUCUUCUCUAACGGCCGCCAUGCUGGCGAGAAGGGAGAUAUCGAAGAGAUCAUUGAUGACGUCCGUGCGAGACACCCAAGUGUGGACGUUCGAGUCACUGAGGCGUUGGGAACGCACGAGUUACUAUCCCAGAUAUUGCAAGACCGCUACCGCACUGCGUUGGCCAAGGAGACCGCGGACUACACUCUUGACACCGAGUAAAUAACUUUGGAAAUAUUGGACUUUUGUGUAGGUUAACCUCUCUUUUAUCGUUUAUUCUUCGGAUGAUGCACGACGUGAA